AUGGGAGCCGCCAGGGCGUUGUCCCUUCAAGACGCACGGUUAUACGAUAACAAGGAGGGCGCAUGCCACACGCCUGUUGAAUACGCAGGACAAGGCUUCCAUUCCUUUACAGCAAGUGCGCGUCCCGCUGCUGGAGAUAUAUUGAAUCCCCUGGCGAUGCCGGCCACCUCAACGUGGUGCCAGGGUCCAGUACCCCGUAUCAUCGGGGGAAGCCAAGAGCCAGCAGAGUUCCUUUCAUGGGGAACACUGCUGUGCUCCGGCUACGGCAUCAUACAGCACAGGGAUCAGCAGCGUCUUCCUGGGACACCGUUUUUCAUUUGUCGGUCCCUGGGUACGUGCCAGCGUGCCAUCAGCAGUAUCAUCCGCACUAAGAUGCUGCUGUCCGGUGAUGUGGACCUCCGAAAAAAAAGGAUUGCCAAUUGGCAUCUUUGGGAGAGUCCAGGGUGGGAGGCUUCUCGCCCCAUCUGCUGUAUUCCGUUCAUAUGCGGAAAUACAACAAAAAUUAUAGAGGGUGUGUUAGGAUGA
This is a messenger RNA of Trypanosoma brucei brucei TREU927, 525 nucleotides long. RefSeq lists its product as hypothetical. The record is from RefSeq and is a predicted model, not a curated record. Lineage: Eukaryota; Euglenozoa; Kinetoplastea; Trypanosomatida; Trypanosomatidae. The coding region runs from base 1 to 525 and encodes 174 amino acids. The transcript has a single exon.